AAAGUGGCGGAGUCGGCGCGGCUUGUGGCGGCAACAACCCUGCUCUCCUACCCCGGAGGGAGACGGAGGAGUUCAACGAUCUCCUGGACCUGGACUUUAUCCUCUCCAAUUCACUGUCCCAUCCGGAGUCAGUGGCCGCCACCGUGUCCUCGUCGGCAUCGGCAUCAGCCUCAUCCUCGUCCUCCCCAUCGAGCAGCGGUCCUGCCAGCGCGCCCUCCACCUGCAGCUUCAGCUAUCCGAUCCGGCCCGGAGGGGACCCGGGCGUGGCGCCGGGCAGCACUGGCGGCGGCGGCCUCCUCUAUGGCCGGGAGUCCGUGCCCCCUCCCACAGCUCCCUUCAACCUGGCGGACAUCAACGACGUGAGCCCCUCGGGCGGCUUCGUGGCUGAGCUGCUUCGGCCCGAAUUGGACCCAGUGUACAUUCCGCCGCAGCAGCCGCAGCCGCCAGGUGGCGGGCUGAUGGGCAAGUUUGUGUUAAAGGCGUCGCUGAGUGCCCCUGGCAGCGAGUACGGCAGCCCGUCGGUCAUCAGUGUUAGCAAAGGCAGCCCGGAUGGCAGCCACCCGGUCGUGGUGGCGCCCUACAGCGGCGGGCCACCGCGCAUGUGCCCCAAGAUCAAGCAGGAGGCGGUCUCGUCGUGCACCGUCGGUCGGCCCCUAGAGGCCCACUUGGGCACUGGACCUCCUCUCAGCAAUGGCCACCGGCCACCAGCGCACGACUUCCCCCUGGGGCGGCAGCUCCCCAGCAGGACUACCCCGACCCUGGGUGCCGAGGAACUGCUGAGCAGCAGGGACUGUCACCAUGCCCUACCGCUCCCCCCGGGCUUUCAUCCCCACCCGGGGCCCAACUACCCACCCUUUUUGCCGGACCAGAUGCAGCCUCAGGUCCCACCGCUCCAUUACCAAGAGCUCAUGCCUCCUGGUUCCUGCAUGCCAGAGGAGCCGAAACCAAAGAGGGGGAGAAGGUCGUGGCCCCGGAAAAGGACAGCCACUCAUACUUGUGAUUAUGCGGGCUGCGGCAAAACCUACACGAAGAGUUCUCAUCUCAAGGCGCACCUGCGAACCCACACAGGUGAGAAGCCCUACCACUGUGACUGGGACGGCUGCGGGUGGAAAUUCGCCCGCUCCGACGAACUGACCAGGCACUACCGCAAGCAUACCGGGCACCGCCCCUUCCAGUGCCAGAAGUGCGACCGGGCCUUCUCCAGGUCGGACCACCUCGCCUUACACAUGAAGAGGCACUUUUAAAUCCCCAAACAGUGGAUAUGACCCACACUGCCAGAAGAGAAUUCAGUAUUUUUUUUUGAUCUUUCACAGUCUUCCCCCCACUCCCCGGGGUUGGGGGCGGCGGGGGGAGGAACCCAGCUGGAAAGCACUACAAUCAUGGUCAAGUUCCCAACAAGCCAACUUGUGAAUGGAUAAUCAGGAGACGCAAAGAAACCAGAAGACAAAUCAAAGAACCGAUGGGGUCUGUGACUGGAUCUUCUAUCAUUCCAAUGCUAAAGCCAACUUGAAUAUUCUUGGACUUAGAAAACACCAAGGGGGUGACUGGAAGGUGUGGAUAUCAGGGUAUAAAUUAGAUCCAUGAGUUGGGGGGAGGGAAGACCAGAAUUCCCUUGAAUUGUGUUUCGAUGCAAUAUAAGCAUAAAGAUCACCUUGUAUUCUCUUUGCCUUCUAAAAGCCAUUAUUACGAUAUUAGAAGAGGAAGAAAUUCAGGUACAGAAAAUGUUUUUAAUAACCUAAACGAUGGUGCUUGGUGAGUCUUGGUUCUAAAGGUACCAAAUGAGGAAGCCAAAGUUCUCAAACUGCUGCAUACUUUGACAAGGAAAAUCUAUAUUUGUCUUCCGAUCUACAUUUAUGACCUAAGUCAGGUAAAUACGCCUGGUUUAUUUCUUUUAACAUUUUUAUGCAGACAGUCUGUUAUGCACUGUGGUUUCAGAUGUGCAAUAAUUUGUACAAUGGUUUAUUCCCAAGUAUGCCUUAAGCAGAACAAAUGUUUUUUUCUAUAUAGUUCCUUGCCUUAAUAAAUAUGUAAUAUAAAUUUAAGCAAACUUCUAUUUUGUAUAUUUGUAAACUACAAAGUAAAAAAAUGAACAUUUUGUGGAGUUUGUAUUUUGCAUACUCAAGGUGAGAAUUAAGUUUUAAAUAAACCUAUAAUAUUUUAUCUGAA
Messenger RNA from Leptonychotes weddellii (Weddell seal), 2166 nucleotides. RefSeq names its product KLF transcription factor 4 (gene KLF4). The record is from RefSeq and is a predicted model, not a curated record. Gene Ontology annotation, biological process: regulation of transcription by RNA polymerase II. Lineage: Eukaryota; Metazoa; Chordata; Mammalia; Carnivora; Phocidae. Gene Ontology annotation, molecular function: RNA polymerase II cis-regulatory region sequence-specific DNA binding; DNA-binding transcription factor activity, RNA polymerase II-specific.